Molecule: messenger RNA, 12111 nt
Organism: Thecamonas trahens ATCC 50062
Lineage: Eukaryota; Apusomonadida; Apusomonadidae
Exons: 3
Coding region: 1-12111 (4036 amino acids)
Source: RefSeq, a predicted model, not a curated record
AUGCUCAAGUCUGCUCGGGUCUGCUCGGGUCUGCUCGGGGCUGCUCGGCUCGAGUUCGAGGCUGUGAGACUCAAUGCCGUCCACGGCUUCCAAUCGGUUGCCUCGUGGCGCGCCGAGCUUGCUCUGCUCCGGGCACAGCUGUCGGCGCUCAACCCACCACCGCAGCUGGCGGCAGCCUCGCCGCAGCUCUCUCACUCACCGACGGCCCAUCACUCGCUCAUGGCCAUGCGUGAUCGAAUGGCCCGGCUCGAGGCCGAGCGAAACGACCUUGCGUCGCAGCUUGGCGCCGCGCAGGCAACGCUCUCGUCGCGGACGCUCGAGGCCUCCGAGUGGGCCUCGCGGUACGAGGUGGCGACGCAAGGCUGGCGCGAGAAGAUCAAGACGCUCGAGGGAGCUCUCUCCAAUACCAACGCAGACACCGCGGGCCUCAAGGCUCAGCUGGCUCAGCUAACCGACGCCAACGCCCGACUCGAGGCCGAGCUGGCCGCUGCGCAAGCCGCCGUCGCCGCGCACUCGUCCGAGGCCCGGACCUCUGCUCGCACCGCCCGCGAGGCCUCACACUCGGCCACUGUGCUGCAAGCCGAGCUCGACGACGCGCGGUCUCACAUCGAGACGCUCGCCACUCAGCUCCGCGAGGCCAACUCCAAAUCGCGGUCGUCGUCGCGCAUUCUCGAGCUCGUCCGCGCCACGCUCGCCGCCAACCCACGGGCUUCAGCCUAUGCCAUUACCGACGACACACUCAUCCCACAAGCGCUUGCCUCGGUAUUUGGUGACUAUGACACUGCGCUGGACGAUGCGCGGGCUGCGCUGGCGCGGAAGAACGCCAACCUCGCCGCAUCGUCGGCACAGGUCCACGCCCUUGACACCCAGAUGGCAACGCUCUCGGCGUCGUAUGCUGGCUCGCCGGCCGCUGCUGCCUCGCUUGCCUCGUCAGCUGUCGAGACCGCCCACGCCUCGCAGUCCAAGCUCCGCGCCCAGAUCCACGACCUCUCGCGACAGCUGCAGCUUGUGCGCGAGUCGGCUGCGCACGACGCGAACCAGGCGGCUGCGCGGCUCGACGCCGCGCUCACGGAGCGCGACGACGCCCGCGAGUCCGAGUCUGCUCUCCAGUCGCGCCUCCAGCUUGCCAUUUCCAAGCUCUCGGCGGCAUCGGCACGUGAUGAAGCAACUUCGCGCGAGAUUGACACCCUUCGUCGUGCGCUCGACUCGGCUGAGGCCGCAGCGCAGGACGCGGUGCUGGCGUGUACCAAGGCCCAGACCCAGGCCCGUGGCUACGCCUCGCAACUCGACGUGCUCACGCUUCAGUACAAGGCCGCGGCUGACAAGAACGCCACGCUGGCGACCGAUCUCGCGGCGGCAGACGACGCCAUUGCCGAGCUCCGCAGCCAGGUCCAGUCGCUCGAGGAGGCCAAGACCGAGGCCGAGCGUGCCCACCGUGCCGCGCUUGGCAAGGCGCGCGUGGCCUCGGAGGCCGCGGCGACCUCCAAGUCGCAUCUCGACCAACUCACGUCGCGGCUCGCGCGCUCCGACUUUGACACGUCUGCGCUCCGCACCACGCUUCGCGCCGCCGAGGCGGCUGCCGUCGACACCCGUGAGGACCUCCUCGCCGACAACACUGCCCUUGCCACCACCUGCCGCUCGCUGCGGUCGGACGUCUCGUCGGCACACGCCUCCCUUGCUGCUGCCCGCGAGCAGAUCAAGGAGCUCACCGGCCAGGUUGCCGGGCUCAAGGCGCAGCUCGCGGCCAACGACGAGCUGCUUGCUGUCCGCGACGCCGCCGUCCGCGAAAUGGACACCAAGCUCACCACCCUGCAGACGCUCUACACCAACUCGACAGCGGCGGCCGAAAACGUCAACUCAGCCGCCAUCCACCAGGUCAAGCUCGCUCUCGACACCGCCAAGGCCGACGCCGCCGCCGCUGCCGACGCCACCCGCGCCGCUGAGCGCGACGCCGCCGCCAAGGCCGAGGCCGUUGCCAAGCUCAAGGCGAGCCUCGCCGACCGCGACACAACAAUCGCCCGCCUCGAGUCGCAGAUUGCGGUCUCCAAGACCGGCUCGACCCGCGAUGCCGACCUCCGCGCUCACCUGCAGGCGGUCAACGAGCGGCUUGAGACUCAGCUGGCUGCAGUGACACGCGAGAAGCGCAAGGCCACCACCGAGGCGCACGCCCACAUCGACUCGCUCAAGACCCAGCUCGCGUCGCUCACGUCCAAGCUCGACUCAGAGGCCGCUAUCAACGCUGACCUGCGGACGCAGCUCACGGCAGCGUUUGACGACGCGUCGGCGUCGCGUGCCGCGCUUGUAUCGUCUGAGGAUGCACUUGUCUCGGUCCGCGAGGAGUUUGCGCUCGCCGUCAACAAGUUUGCCGCUGACAAGCACGCGCUUACUCAGGCGCUCGCCACGGCCAAGGCCAAUAUUGCGGCGCUCACCUCUGCACGCGACACUGCACUCGACGAGGCGGCGACCGCAGCGUCCGACGCCGACGCGGCUACAAAGGCCCGGGCCGCCACCGAGGCCAAACUCGCGGUCACCAACUCGGAGCUGGCAGCCGCCAAGGCCUCGGCCUCGUCGUCGCUCUCGAUGAUCGACACUAUGAAGGAGCACCACGCUGCCGAAGCUGCUGGCCUCCGCAAGCAGAUCAACUCAAUCACCAAUGAGCUCAACGCAGCGCGGACCUCGCUCGCCACGUGCUCGUCCAAGUCAGAGGCCUCGGUCGCCGAUCUCAAGCGGACCCACGCGUCCCAGGUCGAUGCGCUUGAGUCGGCGCUUGCCGACCUCCGGAGCCAGCUUGCAUCCAAGGCCGCGGCGCUGGAGACUGCCCAGGCCGAGGCGCUGGUGGAGGCCCAGAACGCUGAGGCGCUCGCCGACACCCUCCGCGACCGCAUUACUGAGCUCGAGUCGACGUCGGCGGCGGCAGCCGACGCUGCUGCGCUCGAGACCCGGUCGCUGCACGCCAAGAUCAAGUCACUCAACCAGGCCAAGGACUUGCUCGAGGCGCAACUUGCCCGCGCCAAGCAGCAAAACGAGUUCCUUGACCACGCGCUCUCCACCGCCCGCGAGGAGGCAUCGCACUCGAUGCGCAUGUCGCAGGCUGGCUCCAAGCAGCUUGAGUCAGUCAUCACCAACCUUCGCUCACAGCACGAGGACGCACUCUCGUCGGCCCAGGCGCAACGGACUCAGUUUGAGGACACGCUCCGCGAGACCCAGGAGGCGCUCGCGGCCGAGGCCAAGCGAUCGGCGGCAGCAGCGGCCCAGGUCGUCGAGCUCUCGGCACGGGCCGACGACCUCGCGUCACAGCUCGCGGCCGUCACUACCGACCGUGACAUGGCGACGGCGGCCCUCGACGCCGCAAAGGCCGACGCUGCCACCAAGCUCGACCUUCUCUCUGCCAGGCUCCAGGCGCGGUCGGACGAGCUCGACGCAGUGCGUCGCGACGAGUCGACUGCUGUCGCUGCACUCCAGGCCCAGCUUGUCGAGACCCGUGAGACCGUGGCGAACCUCGAGGACGAGCUCGCCGCCGCUCGUGGUGCCGCUGCCCUCGCGGCCAACGCCGCGGCGUCCAAGGCUGCGGCGGCGGCCGAAGAGCUGUCCGCGCUCAAGGCCGAGGCCAGUGCGCUCAAGGCAACACUGUCCAAGACCAAAACACGGGCUCGGGCACGCGAGGACGACCUCACGCGCGAGCUCAACGCCCGGACCGCCGAGCUUGCGGCAGCCCGCGAGGAGGCGCUCCAGUCGGCGUCGUCGUCAACCGAGGAAAACCAGCAGCUCGCGCACAAGCUCGCACACCUCCAGACGAAGCUCUCGACCACGGUCGACGACCUGCAUGCAGCACAGAAUCAGGCCCGCACCGCCGAGGCCACCGUCAACGAUCUUCGCCUCGAGCUCGACGCCACCAACCGGGCGCUGGCCGAGUCCAACGCCCAGCUGGGGCGGACCAAGUCGGAUCAUGAGCGAACGCUUGAGCUGCAGCGGAAGCAGGCGGCAAGCGCUGCAGCGCUCGCGGCGCAGCGUCUCGACGCUGCCGACGACGCCAACGCCGAUUUGCAGCGGCGACUCACCGAGGCCCGCACAUCACUCACGGCCUCGCGUGCGUCCGAGAAGGCGCUUACUGCCGCCCGCGACGACGCACAGGCCCGCGUCAACGAGCUCACCGCCCAGCUCACCUCGCUCAAGACCCAACUAUCAGUAUCAACUGAGGAUGCGCGCGCCGACGCGUCGCGCCACGCGGAAGAGACCGCCAAGGUCGAGAGUCAGCUCAAGAACCACAUCCGCGAGCUGGAGUCGGCCCUUGCAGUCGCCAAGGACGCAGCAAACUCGGCGACGCUCACCCAGUCGGCGGCCGAGACCGAGGCCAAGGACGCCAAAGCAACGGCGGCCUCGCUCAAGGCUGAGCUCGCCGCUGUCCGGGCUCAGGCUGCGGCAGCUGCCGACGAGGCCACCGCCGCCGCCAACGCGGCUCGCGAGCUGGCGCUCGCCGAGGAGCGCGGUCACGCUGCCGAGCUUGCGGCGCUCCAGCGUGAGCUUGCCGCCGUCAAUACCGCCCUUGACGCCACCCGCGCCUCGCUCGACAAGGAGGCCGAGCACUGGCGGUCGGUGCUAGAGGAGUCGUCGACCAAGUCGAACCACGAGCUCGCCGCUGCACGCGAGGCCACCGCCCACGCCGAGAAGACCGUCGACAUGCUGCGGACUCAGCUGACGGCGGCAGUCUCGGAGCGCGAUAGCCUCCGGGCACAGCUGACCUCGACCGAGACUGGACAGCACUCUGCUGAGGCGGAAGCCGAGGCCAUCUCGGCCCAGCUUGAGCUUCAGAAGCAGGUGACCGCCCAGACCCAGGCCGAGCUUGCCGACGCCCGCACCGCGCUGGCGAGCCGGACUCAGGAGCUCGAGAGCAAGCACGACGCGCUCCGCGCUGCCAACAUGGAGCUCUCGGCGCUUCAGGCGCAGCUGGCACGGGCCGAAGACCACGCGUCCGAGAUGGAAGCCAAGCUCGCGGCUCGCGCCGCCGACGCCGACGAUGAGAUCAAGCGCUGGCGCGACCGGCUCGACGAGGCCACCCGCGAUCGGGCAGCAGACGCUGCCGCCGCCGAGGCUGCUGCACACACGGCCUCGCUCGCUGCAGAGCACGCUGCGGCCCAGAUCGAGGCGCUGCGCGACGAUCUCGCUCGUGAGCGUAGCGCUGUCGCCGAGGCACACACCCGGCUCGCGGCGGUUAACGAGGACAUGGUCAUUACCAAGACAGCACUCACGGCACUGCAAGGCACGGUCGAGCGCGAUGCAGCAGCGGCGGCACAGGCCGAGCGCGCUGCGCGCGGCGAGCUUGCUGCCGAAGCUGCCGCCCACACCGCGACCCGCAACGCGCGUGACAAGGCCGAGGCCGCCGCCGAAACGGCGAGCGCCAAGGCGUCCGAGCUGGCGACUCAGCUGGCGUCGGCAUCGGCCAAGCUCGAGGCCGCCGAGGCCGAGGCUGCUUCUGGGCGGGCCAUUAUUGCUGCGCUCGAGACCCGGGUCGCGGACGCCGAGCGCAAGCUGGAGACCUCGACCGGCGCACACAGUGUGCUUGCCGAUCAUGCAUCGGCGCUCGAAGCCGACCUCCGCGAGGCACGGACCAAGCUUGAGGCGACGAGUGCUGCAGCCCGCGACGCCGUCACGGCGCGCGACCGGAUGGCGACGGCGCUUGAGCGGGCACAGACCGAAAAGGCGCACUGGAAUACCAUGCAUGAAGACCGUAAGCACGAGGUCGCAGAGCUGGAGGCGGCCAAGUCGCGACUGUUUGAUGAGCUCACCCGCGAGCGGGCGGCAUGUAAGGCUGCGGAGCGCAACGCGGCCUCGGCUGAGGCGAGCGCGAGCGCAAGCGACGAGCGGGUUGCUGCACUCAACGCGCAGGUCGCGUCGCUCAAGGCCUCGCUCGGCGAGAAGACAUCAGCGGUCAAGACGGCGGCGGCCGACGCGGACGCCAGCCGGGCCCAGUCGAACGCACUCACGGACACGCUCGCGGAGGUCAAGGCCGAGAUGGCCAAGACCAAGGCCGAGCUCGAGCACGCGCGCGCAAUGGCGCGCGACGCUAGCGCGGCCCGGCACGCUGCCGAACUCACCGCCGACGAGCUUCGGAGCCAGCUGCAGUCGCGGGUCGACGAGCUCCACGCGGCAGAGACCGAACUCGGGAAAGCGUCCGCCAAGGUCGUGAGCCUCCACGGCACGCUGGCCGACACCAAGCGGGCGCUGGAGCAAAAGCACGCCGAGCUGUCGACGGCGUCGAACGAGGCCGACGAGGCGCAGGCGGCGCAGCGCCAGCUCCAGGCGCGGGUUGACGAGCUGACGAACAGGCUCGGCGGGACGGCGGCGAGUCUCGCAGCGGCGCAGGCGUCGGGCGAGGCUGCUGAGGCCCGGGCGCGUGAGCUCAGCGACGAGCUUGACAACGUGCGCCACAAGUAUGAGGCGCUGACAGCCGACCAUACUGCGUCGGUUGCCGACUUGGCAACGGCGCGGUCUGACGCAAGGGCAGCAGCGUCGAACGCGUCGCGGCUGGAGAACGAGCUGUCGCGGACAAGCCACGAUCAUCGCGCGGCGCUCUCCGAGCUUGCAACGCUCUCCGAGUCUGUGGCGCUCGAAAAGUCACAGGCGCACGCAUCGACACUGGCACUAGCAUCGAUGGAGGCGUCGUUGACGCGGUACUCGACACACGAGACGUCGUUGGCGGACGAGCUCGACGAAGUGCGAAUGACCGAGCGCGAGCUGCGUGCGCGGCUGAUGCGGCUCGAGGUCAAUGACGAGGUGCUCCGCGAGCAGCUUGCGGCCGCCAAGGAGCUCGCAGAGAGCCGGGCCACCGACGCUCAGGUGGCGCGCGAGAGGCUGGCGGCGUUGACGGACGAUGCGACCGAAGCGCAGGCCGAAGUGGCUCGGCUGAACGAUCUUGUGCGUGCGCGGAGCCGCGAGGCCGAGCAGCUUGCGUUCAAGAGGGACGCAACUAUUGCAUCGCUGGAGGACCAGGUGCUCUCGCUCUCGGAGGAACUCAACGCACGGGCCAAGGCCGUCGAUGAGUUUGAGGCCGCUGUCCAGGAGCUGCACAACACGUCGGUGGUGGCCGAAGCAACCGCGGCCAAGCAGAUCAAUGCACUGGCGAGCGAGCGCGACACGGCCAAGUCUGCGGCACAGAGAGCAGACGAAGCGAGGGCAGCCGCGGUCAAGGAGCUCAAGCUCGCCAAGGCCGAGGUUGCGACGCUGAGCAACGCGCUGGCGGCGCAAAGGGACGAGACUGCCGAGGCGCAGCGACACGCGCUUGGGCAGCACCAAGCGCGCGAGCUCGAGUCGACCCGGCUAGAGGCACUGACAGGCCAGCACGAGGCUGCUAGUCAGGAGCUUGCGCAGCUGCGAGCGGCCCACGAGGCUCAGCGGAACGAGCUCGAGACGGCGCGGCGCGAGCUGCUGCGGUACGAGGCGCGGCGCGAGGCGCUGGACGAGUCGGUCUCGGCCUCGCAGAUGUGGAUGUCGGACACAGUGUCGCGGGCCGACAAGCUUGCGGCGGAGCUCGCCGAGCUGCGUGGGUCGUCGGAGGAGACGGCGGCAGCGUUGCGCACUGCGCGCGAGGCAGAGGCAGCGGCGCGCAGCGCUGCGGCGCGUGAGGCAGCCGAGCAUGCCGAGACCCGCAAAGCUCUUGUGGCUGCGGAGAGCUCGCUGGCGCGGGUCUCGACGACGCUGUCGCAGGUGCAGGACGACGCGGCAGCGCGCGAGGCGUCGCUACUGACCCAGCUGGAGUCGUCGUCGACGAACCGCGACACGGUGUUUGCGCGGCACCGCGAUGCGCUCGACGAGGUGGCAGCGCUACGGUCCGAGGCUGCGUCGGCCAAGGCGGCCGCUGGAGCACUGCAGGACCAGGUCCGCAUUCUGUCUCGUGAGCUUGAAGCGGCACAGAGCGGUCUGGCAUCGGAGCGCAGCGCUCAUACUGCGGUCCGUGAUGAGUGGAAGUUGCUCAAUGAGCAGCUCUCCGAGGCAAAACAGGAGCUUGUGGCGCUGCGGGCGAGCGCCGAGUCGAGCGCGAGUGCACUGGCACGGGAGACUGGCGCGGCGCGCGAGGCGAGUAUUGCAGCGCGCGAAGCGAGCGGACGGGCCAAUGCGCUGGAGGCGCGGGUGAACACGACCGAGCAGGCACUGAAGGACGCUCUGGCAUCGCUGGAGCGAACAAACGUGACCGAGGCUUCGCUGCGGAGCGAGCUGGCGUCAGUCAAGGCGGCGUUGGCUGCUGCCGAGGAGCGGGCGCACGGCCGGGUCGGUGAGCUGGCGAGCGCCCAGGCGAGCGCGCAAGCAGCCGAGCUUGCAGCGUCACAGGCCGAGGCGCAGAGUGCGGCACUGGUGGCGUCCAAGGACCAGACUAUCAGCAUGCUGCGGGCGUCGCUCGACGAGACCACGUCGUCGAAGAAGCAGCUCGAGCUCGACCUGCAUUCUGCGGUGGAACAGAUUUCCCAGCUACAGGACUCGCUCCGGGAGCUGCAGGCUCAGGUCUCGAGCCAGGCGGCAUCUGAGGAUGCGCUCUCGACACUCUCGAACCAGCUGGAGACGUCUGUGAUGCAGGCGGAGCACCAGCGGGAGGAUCUCGCGCAUCGGCUCGCGGCAGCGCUCGAGGAGCGAAACCGGCUCUCACAAGAGGUGCUUCGGGCUGGGCAUGAGCUCGAAAAGGAAGCCGCGGAGCACGCGCACACUGCAGACAAGCUUCGCGAGUUGCGGGCGGAGCAUGAGGCAAGUGAGGCACGGGCGGCGGCAGGGAGCGAGGAGCUUGCCAAGCUCAAGACGGCGCUCGAAGUUGCUCGCGCGCAGCUAGCAGAGCGGACGACGCAGACCGACGCGGCGGCGGACCGUGUGGCCGAAGCCGAGGCCCAGACGGCGGCGACGACUGCAGAGCUCGAGGAGACGCGGCGGUCGCUUGAGAGCGCGGACCGACGGGCGCGGGCUGCGGAUGGUCGGGCGGCCAAGCAGGCCGAGCGGGCGGAUGCCGAGGCAGCCAAGGCUGCAAAUGCGCUGGAGGAUGCUGCGGCGCUGCGGCGCGAGGUCGAGGCGUGCAAGGCUGAGAUGGAGCAGCUGAAGGUCCGAAUGGCUUCCCAGGCAGCGCUGACGGCGCAGCUUAAGGGCCAGGACGCGGCGGCGGCGACAACGCUGGCGCAGCUGCGCGAGAGCCUGGCGGCGACGGCGGACGACCGGGCGCGGCUGCAGAGCUCGAUUGAGGCAGCACUGCAGGCCAAGGUACAGGCCGAGUCGGAGGCUGCAGGGCUCGCGGCGCAGCUAGAAGCCGCACAAUCGAUGUGCCACGACAGGGCUGCUGUGGCGCAGGCAGCGCAGGCGCAGCUCCAUGCUGCAGAGCAAAAGAUUGAGUCGCUGGCCAGUGCGCUUGAGGCGAACCGCGGUGAGCUGCGCGCAGCGCGGCAGACGGCAGCGCGAGCCGAGCAGGCUGCAGACGAGAUCCGGGCGGACCUUGCGCGGACGCGUGAAGCACUCAGUACCGAGUCGACGACGCUUGCCGAGGCCAUGGAUGAGUGCGUUAGUAAUGCCGACUCUCGGGCUGCAGCCCAGGCCGAGCUUGCGAUGGCGCAGGAGGCGCUCGACGAGGCCCGUGCCGAGGUUGCGCGGCUCUCGGCGCGGGUGGAGGCCGCGGAGCGGACAGCGAGCUCCGCACAGGAGCGCGCCAAGCAGUUGCAGGCGAGUCUGAGCUUGCGAAGCGAGGCGCACGCCAAGGUUGCGGCCGAGCUGGAGAUGUUGCGCUCUCGCGAGGCCGAGGCUGUGGAGGCACGGGCCAAGGCCGACGGGGUGGUGGAACGGCUGCGGGCGAUGCUGGACAAGAUUCGGAGCGAGAGCCACGCCGAGGCUCAGGAGGCAGCGCGGCGGCUGGCGGCAGCGCAGCAAGAGGCAGCGCAUGCCAAGAGCGAGGCCGUGGCUCAGAGCACGGCUCUGGCUGGACGUGAGCAGGAGCUGGCGGCGUCGACCCGCGCGGCCGGAAGCCUCCGACGCGAGCUCGACAGCGCGCUCGCGAUGCAGGCCGAGACCAGCACCCGACUGGAGCAGGCUCGUGCCGAGGCGAAGUCGCUGCGGGCGCAGGUUGCGUCGAAGGAGGCCACGCUGGGCGAGCUGCGGGAGGCGUUGGGCAAGGCGCAGGCUGAGCUCGAAAGCGAGCGAAUGCAUGCCGAGAUGGCGGUGACCGAGCUCCGGAGCGAGGUGACUGAGGCGGCGGAGGCGCGGCGCCAGGCCGACGCUGCGGUGGCAUCACUCACGACGCAGCUGCGGCUGUACGAGAGCGAGUCGCGGACGCCGAAGAAGAUUCUUGAGUCGCUGCAGAGUCAGAUGGCGGAGCUGGAUGCGUCCAAAUCCGAGCUGGCAGACCAGGAAGCGCUGGAGGCCAAGGUGGCGUCACUGGAGGAUGCGCUCCGGGUGUCGCGGGCGAGCGAGACUCAGGCGCGGAUCGACUUGGAAGGCGAGCGCAAGGCAGCGUCGGAGCUUGCGAUGUCGGCGGCUGCGGAUCGCGAGGCGCUGGUGCGGGCGCAGGAGCAAGCCAAGUUCUUCGAGUCGCAGGCGGAGCAGCUUGCGUCUGCCAAGGCGAACGCCGAGGCCAAGGUUGUUGCCCACUCCAAGGCCAAGUCAAAGCAGCGUGACCUCAUUUCGCGGCUCACGACCAAGUGCAACGAGCUCAAGGUCGCGGUGAGGGAGGAGCGUGAGGCGAUUGGUCGGGUGCAGGUGGAGCUUGCGGCGGUCCGCGAGGAGCACUCGUUCUGCGCGAGCAAGCAGGCCGAGCUGCGCGAGCAGCUCUCGGAACUCUCCGAGUUGGCGUCGCAUGGCGACCAGCUGCCCCAGGUGCAGAUCAAGGCCAAGAAGCUGGCGAUCAAGCUGCGGACGGUGAUGGGUGAGCUCGAGCAAGCGCAGGCGGAGGCAGCCGCUGCGCGGGCCGAUGCUGCGGAGGCACGUGCGAGCGCCCAGGCCGCGGAAGCAAAGGCGAAUGCAGCGUCUGCGGGACGAGCGCGAGCCGAGGCUUUGGCGAACGAGGCGGAUGCGCAGGUGUUGGCGGUUCGGCGCGAGGCUGACGAGCGCAUCGCGGCGGUGAAGAAGAAGGCCGCGGCGCGUGUGGCAGCUGCCGAGGAGGCCAACUCGGAGACGGCGGCAAACCGCAAGGCGCGGGUGACACUUGAGGAUAUGCGCAAAAAGUACGAGUCGCGGGUGAAGCGGCUCGAGUCCAAGGUGAGUUCUGUGAGCCGGACGCGGUCGUCGCUGCAGACCGAGCUCGAGGAGGCACUGUCCAAGGUGUCUGAGAUGGAGGUGACGAACAUGCAGCACCUCAAGGUGGUGCACGCGCUGGAGGAGGCGUCGGAAGAAAACAAGAAGCUCCGGGCACAGCUGGCACAGAUGCGGAUCAAGUACAAGACGGUCAAGGGCGUGGCGGCGCAGCAGCGGCAGGUGGUGCCGGCGCACCUCCGGAGGGUGCUGACCGAGACGGAGCACGAUGCGAUGUUUGGCGACGACUCGGAGAUGGACGUGGCGAUCACGCCGACGAUGGCGGCGAUCACGUCGAAUGCGGCGGCGCACGAGGAGGCCUCGCGGUGCCUUGCGCUCGUUGCGUCGCUCAAGUCGCAGCUUGCGGCGGUGACGUCGCCGAGCAAGACCGGCGCUGGCGCGAGUGACGAGGCUGUCCAUAUGGCAGCGUCGGAUCCGGUCGGCUCGCUGCGUUCAGCCAUCCUUCCGGUUGUCUCUGUUGUCGACGAGCUGGAGGACAUCAUCGCACACAUGGACAUCUCCGACGAGAGUCUGGGAAUCCAUGGCGGCGAGCUCGCGGUGCGGGCAGCAGCGCUCGAGGCCGAAAACGCGGCGCUUCGCAAGAAGCUCGAGCACAUCGAGACAGGACUCGUGGAGCAGACUCGCGGGCUCAUUGCCAACGUCCGAGAAGUGCAGCGGCUGCAGGCAGCCGAGUCUGGCGGCGACUCUGACGCGGCGUCGUUCGACUCGCAGCAUCAGGGCUCGCUCUUUGAGCUCGAGCUCGACUCGCUGGAGCAGUCUGCCGAUGCGCUUCUGCACUCGAUCCACGAGUCGUUCGAGUCGAUUGACUUUGGGCCGCCACCGUCGGACUCGGACCAUGAGUAUUGA